Molecule: messenger RNA, 357 nt
Organism: Penicillium cosmopolitanum
Lineage: Eukaryota; Fungi; Ascomycota; Eurotiomycetes; Eurotiales; Aspergillaceae
Exons: 3
Coding region: 1-357 (118 amino acids)
Molecular function (GO): serine-type endopeptidase inhibitor activity
Source: RefSeq, a predicted model, not a curated record
AUGGAAAGCAUUGAAAGGGAAUUCAUCAUUAAGAUUAAUAACCAAUCCGUUGCUUUGCCCGAAAACAACGAUGAACCUCGCGUCCACGCGUCGCUCGGCCCAACUUCCCCUGCGGUCUUCACACUGGUAGAGGGUUAUUUGAAAUCCAGUGGUUGGAUCUUGGGGAGAGCCUUGGUUGAGGAUCGAAGUCUGCUCCCGAAAAAGGUUUUUUGGUUCGAUGAGCAGCAUUCGGAUCUGGGCUUGAUCCAGAAGACUCGAGCUGUUCCUGAUGGGGAGUCGUAUGUGUUGGAGUUUGCUGGUGCACCGUUGAUUGCUCCUGAUGGACUUUUGCUUGCGGAUCUGAUGAGAGUUUUAUAA